UUAUAAACGAACGAAGACCCCAGACAUUGACAAUGACCUCUGCCUCUGGUCGUCCGUUGCUUCGAGACAUGGUGGAUAGAGGGCGCUUAGUCAGCCUGCGCUACCUGUUUCAUUCUCCACGUGGCUUUGGCAUGGGCGGUACCGCAAAGAGUCGAAGUGCACUCAGCCAUUGCUCAGCUCAGCUUUCCUCUGUACCACCAUGGACUCCUUUGAAAACUUCCAGUACGACUCUGCGUCGUCUUAUGGCGGCGGAAUAGGCAUUGUAGACGAUACUUCCUCGGUUUAUACUGCGAAUACCACCAACCAAAGUUCUGUAACCGUGGACUUGGUGAGCCUGUCGAUCGCCGAUGACCGCUCAGUAAUCGCCUCUUCCAACGGUGCCUCCGAGCACGGACAUCAUCACGGAACGUCCACGAACGGGAUAGAUGAUGACUUUGACGCGGUUCUUGAUGACUUGAAGGAUGAAGGACAAGUUGAUCUACCGCCUCAUGCAUGCAGUUACUGCGGUAUUCAUUCCCCUGCAUCCGUAGUCAAGUGUCUCAUUUGCUCCAAAUGGUUCUGCAAUUCCCGUGGCAACACCUCCGCCUCGCACAUCGUCAAUCAUCUCGUGCGAGCCAAGCAUAAGGAGGUCAUCUUGCACGCAGAGAGUCCUCUAGGGGAAACUGUCCCUGAGUGCUACAACUGCGGUAGCAAGAACGUCUUUAUGCUCGGCUUCAUUCCUGCCAAGAGUGACACUGUAGUCGUGCUUCUCUGUCGUCAACCUUGUGCGGCAAUUUCCAAGGAUAUCUCUUGGAACGCCUCCUUGUGGGCACCCCUCAUCGACGACCGUUCGUUCUUAUCGUGGCUUGUAAAGCCGCCUAGCGAGACAGAACAACUCAGAUCCCGUCAAAUAUCGUUCCAGCAAAUUAAUCGGCUUGAAGAUUUAUGGCGCGAUAAUGCAAAUGCCACACUCGAAGAUCUGGAGAAGCCCGGUGUUGACGAUGAACCUCAGCCCGUCAUACUGCGUUAUGAGGAUGCAUAUCAGUAUCAGAAUAUUUUUGGCCCGCUCGUCAAGAUAGAAGCCGACUACGAUAAGCGGCUGAAGGAGUCUCAAACUCAAACUGACAUUUCGGUGCGAUGGGAUUUGGGUCUUAACCAGAAGCGUGUCGCAUGGUUUUGUCUUCCAAAGUUGGAGAGCGGCGAAGUUCGGCUGGCGGUCGGUGAUGAGCUUCGGCUGAAAUAUACGGGCUCGUUGCAUAAACCCUGGGAGGGUGACGGUCAUGUUAUUAAGAUCCCUAAUAACAUUUCUGAUGAGAUUGGCCUGGAGCUACGAAGAUCCGAGGGCGUGCCUAUCGACGUAACGCACAACUUCACCGCUGACUUCGUCUGGAAAUCUACAAGCUUUGAUCGAAUGCAGCUCGCCAUGAAAACAUUCGCUGUUGACGAGAAGAGCGUUAGCGGAUACAUCUAUCACAAGUUGCUCGGUCAUGAGCUCGAACCCCAGAUUCUCCGCACACAGAUGCCGAAGCGUUUCUCUGCGCCGGGCCUUCCAGAACUGAAUCACUCGCAGAUGUAUGCUGUCAAAAGCGUCUUGCAGAAGCCUAUCAGUCUGAUUCAGGGCCCUCCUGGCACUGGCAAGACUGUUACCUCCGCUUCUAUCGUCUAUCAUUUGGCGAAGAUGAAUCCUGGCCAAGUCCUCGUGUGCGCCCCCUCCAACGUUGCUGUGGAUCAGCUGACGGAGAAGAUUCAUGCUACUGGUCUUAAGGUUGUCCGCCUUACUGCCAAAUCACGCGAGGCACUUGACUCUUCCAUUUCUUUCUUGACUCUUCAUCAACAAGUCGCAAAUAAUACGACUCAUGUUGAGCUGCAGAAGCUCAUCCAGCUCAAGAAUGAGCAGGGAGAACUGAGCUCCAACGACGAGAGGAAGUACAAGGCUCUUAUUCGACAAUGCGAGAAAGAGAUUCUCAGCGCUGCUGAUGUCAUAUGCUGUACUUGCGUUGGCGCUGGGGACCCGCGGCUGAGCAAGUUAAAGUUUAGAACGGUUCUUAUAGACGAAGCCACUCAGGCAGCGGAGCCUGAAUGUAUGAUUCCCCUUGUGCUCGGCUGCAAACAAGUCGUGCUCGUCGGAGAUCAUCAGCAAUUGGGCCCUGUGAUCAUGAACAAGAAAGCUGCGCGCGCGGGUCUCACGCAGUCCUUGUUCGAGCGGUUGGUUGUCCUUGGAAAUCGCCCCAUUCGUCUUCAAGUCCAGUACCGAAUGCAUCCUUGCUUGUCGGAGUUCCCUUCCAACAUGUUCUACGAAGGUACCUUGCAGAACGGUGUUACCGCUCCGGAGCGGUUACGAAAGAAUGUCGACUUCCCAUGGCCCGUUCCUGAUACACCCAUGUUCUUCUAUCAGAACUUGGGGCAGGAAGAGAUUUCGUCGAGCGGAACGUCUUUCCUGAACAGAACUGAGGCGUCUAACGUUGAAAAGAUUGUAACCAAGUUCUUCAAAUCUGGUGUUGUUCCUACCCAAAUUGGUGUCGUUACACCUUACGAGGGGCAACGCUCCUACAUCGUCAAUUAUAUGCAAUUUAAUGGGUCUCUCAAGAAAGAUUUGUACAAGGAAAUCGAGGUCGCGAGCGUCGACGCCUUCCAGGGACGGGAGAAGGACUAUAUCAUUCUCAGCUGCGUCAGGAGCAACGAGCAUCAAGGAAUUGGAUUCCUGAACGAUCCGAGACGUCUGAACGUCGCCCUGACCCGUGCGAAAUAUGGAGUCGUUAUAUUGGGCAAUCCCAAGGUCUUGAGCAAGCACCCCUUGUGGCACUACCUGCUGACUCACUACAAGGAGAAGAACACCUUGGUGGAAGGUCCGCUGAACAACUUACAACCGAGCAUGAUACAGUUUAGCAAGCCUCGCCGAACUUUGGUGAAGGCUAUGGACCAAUUCCGUCGACAUGAAACCAUCGCGCGCGACUAUCUAGGCAAUGGAAUGAUGAAUGAUAGUCGACGGUCUGGGACUCCUAGCCGCUUUGAUGCAAGCUUCUAUCGCACCCACGAUGCAUUGGGUUAUAUUCCAUCCGAUAUGCAGUCCCUCCGGUCACAAGCCACCUAUUCAUCCGGUCUGCCCAUGUUCGCCGCUAACAGUCCCUUCGGCCCUGGUAUCCCUCGGUCUAAUGGAGCAAAACGUAGCACAUAUGGCAGCUAUGCCAGCUCAAUCAUCUCACAAGAUGUUGGCCCUGGCGGCACGGACACCGCAAGCGUUACUGGUAGUGCCAUUGGCAUGUCCGAUCGGGCGAGCUCGUUGGCUUACUCGCAGUCUGAUCGCCUCAGACGUCGUGCCUCCUUCUCUUCUCUGGCAGGCGCAUCGGACUUGGGCAGCAUCUCGCAGUACGAUUACAAGAGCCAAGACGAUAGCACCGACGUUGAUGACAUGAAGUCUCAGUACACGGGUACACAAUCCGGGAUUACGACGUUCUAGUUGAACGGACUGUAAAUGGGCCUGUGAUUUCCCCCACCUCAGUCUUGGUUAUGGCGCGAUUUCUCCCUGCGACACGCCAAUGACAGCUUGGAAGGGGUGUUCCUCCAUUUCGCCCAUCAUCGUCUCCGUAAUUGGAACUCUCCUGACUGUCCAGCAUGCAUGAUUUUCAGAUGGGCGCUCCGAUCCCCCUUGCCGAGAUGUUGGACGCUGUCUGCGUUCAGUACCUUGCAGCAUCCUGCAUAGGACGUGUCGCAGACGAGUCGCCAAGGCUUGUAUGUCCGCUAUUCGAGUGCUUUGACACACACGUGCGCUUGUUCCGAACGCCCCUUCUUGCCUCCCGCCUUUCCUCCACCACCCAAUGGAAGAGGGAAGAUGCCGAUAACGAUCAUUAUGAUUACUUUCCCUGAACAGUUAUGUAGUUUCAGUGUGCAUGGAAUAGAUUGUUAGAUUUUAUGCCUUAUUUUGUAAUC
Messenger RNA from Somion occarium, 3906 nucleotides. The record is from the annotation of a GenBank genome assembly. NCBI's taxonomy places the organism in Eukaryota, Fungi, Basidiomycota, Agaricomycetes, Polyporales, Cerrenaceae.